GGUCACCAUGUUCUGCUCUGAGGCUGUGUGAAGCUGUGAGGUCACAAAGCACCACAGUGAUGUGCUGGGUGCUGGGGCACAGGCACUAUUCCGGCACUUGCAGUGGCUGCUGCGCUGGUGGUGGCAGUAUUGCAUGUGUGUUGGUGACCAUGGUCCCAGGACACCUCCUCCUCCUCUUCCUCCUCGUGGCCUUGGAGGCCUCUGGCAUCCAGGCUGCUCCAUGGCGAAGAUCGAGAGCAGAUGUGCCCCCAGAGAGGGCUUUUCCAGCCCUUCCGCGGCCUCCUGCGCUUGAUCCACUUGACCCACGCUGGCAUCCCAGAGCUGUGCUUGUUGGUGAUAAGUACAGAGUUCUGUGGCCUAGUCCUCCUCACGUGCCUCAGGGUGAUUCUGAAGAUGUGGCAGUAGGUGAUGGUUAUCCAGCUUUCCAGCUGCGUUCCAGUGCGGAACCUCCAGGAGAUCACAUGGAUAUGCCCUCAGAGAAGGCUCCUCCGGCUCUUCCGCGACCUCCUGUGCCAAAUCCAAGAUGGCAUCCAAGAGGUACUCCGAGAGCACGAUAUACAGCUACAAGAGGAAAAAAAUCCCCUGAGACAUCUGAAGUCUUAGAGAAAGCUGUGAAGAAACUGGUGCAGAUAGAGUUUGGUGAGCCCCCAGGUUUUUUUUGUUAA
Molecule: messenger RNA, 665 nt
Organism: Gallus gallus (chicken)
Lineage: Eukaryota; Metazoa; Chordata; Aves; Galliformes; Phasianidae
Exons: 6
Coding region: 60-665 (201 amino acids)
Source: RefSeq, a predicted model, not a curated record